Molecule: messenger RNA, 806 nt
Organism: Zalophus californianus (California sea lion)
Lineage: Eukaryota; Metazoa; Chordata; Mammalia; Carnivora; Otariidae
Gene: SAPCD1
Product: suppressor APC domain containing 1
Exons: 6
Coding region: 261-695 (144 amino acids)
Source: RefSeq, a predicted model, not a curated record
CUCGGAGCCAUGGGGAGCCAGGGGCCUGGCGGGCCGCCCCGCGGCGGGGCUCCCUACACGGUUCUGCUGCUGCCACUGGGGACAAGCCGCCGGCACCCAGGGGCCCGGAGCUUCUUCCUCUGGGUGCUCAGUGGUCAGUCUGGGCUCACACUCCGUGACCAGACAGUGAACCCAGCCAAGGGUUGUGACGAAGGGCCACGGCCCAGAGCCCUGCUGUGGAGCAAGUCAGCCUCCGCUUCUUGCCUUCCCAGCUGCAGAGGAUGCAGGCUCUGGAGAGGGAGCAGGACGCCCUGUGGCAGGGGCUGGAGCUGCUGGAGCGCGGCCAGGCCUGCUUUGAGGGCCGUCUGAGGGAGGCACUGCAACAACAGCAGCACCUAGGGGCUCUUGGUGAGAAUUUUCUAACAGAUUUACACUCAGAGUCUCAUGGCCCCCAGUUAGCCCAGAUUCAAAAGGUGAACAUGUGUUUGCAGAAUCUGAUUCAGAAGUUCUCCCCACAUCCCUUAAAUAAGGCUAGUUCCUGUCCUGCCCAGGACUGGAAGGGAAGGCCAAGGAAGCAGAACUUACGGCAGCAACAGGAGUUGUCGAGGCAGCAGAAGGGAGGCAUUCAGCCAAAAAGCGAGACCACUCAGCCGGGCUGCCCCAAGAUGCAGAGGGGCCCAACCCAUAUAAAUGGCUCCAGGUGGUGGGUCAACUGAAGUCCAAACAUCUUGAUGUAAAGUUUCUUCUCUGCAACUGAAAACUUCCAUUUCAUCUUCUCCGUGUCUUAUGCCUUCACUCUCCCUUAUAUGAUAUGCAUAAAUGAUCUU